GAGGAGAGAGAAAAGAGAAAGAGAGUAUUUUGGACAGUGGGUUUUGAAUGAAUAAGACGUUUUAUGCAAAAGUGCGUCUAAGUUCUCUUCAUGUACAACACCAGUAGGUCCCACUCUCUUUUAAACACCUCCUCCUUCUCUUUCUCUUUCUCUUCUUUUGUUUUCAUGAAACAACGGCGGGGAAAACCUCCUAUAUCUCUCUCAUCUUCCUCUUUUUCUCAAUUUUCAUUCCCAAAUUUGAACAGGGUUGAAGAAAAAAACGAAAAAGGUGAUCAAUUUCUAUCUGGGUAAUUAGUUGGAUCAACGAUUUACACGUCCGGGUUUCCUGAAGAAAAACCGGAGAGUUUUCUUGGUUUCAUCGUCAACCCAAUUCAAAUAUGUAUUGGGAUUUGAUACUUGUUAGUGGGAAUUGUGUAUAUAUCGACUAGACUUAAAUUAGAUGUAGAAGAAAUGAAUAUUUGUUGAAUCUUUGAUUUGGAGAUUUGGAGAUUUGGAGAUCUGGUGGAAGUAGUAAGUCAUGAUAAACUUCUUCUUUCUUCCAGGUAAUCACUGGUUUAUUGGGAUUUGAAGAAGAACAAGAAGAAAGAAGAAAGGAUUUGGAUUGUAAUGUCAAAGGCAUUGGUAUUUGGGUUGUUGAUUUCUUCUCUUCUUUUGUCAAUCUCUACUGCAUCAGAUAAUGGAUUCUCCAGAUGCGAUUGUAACGAAGAUGGUUUCUGGAGCAUUGAGAUGAUUAUGGAAUGUCAAAAAGUUAGCGAUUUCUUAAUCGCGGUUGCUUAUUUCUCGAUCCCGAUCGAGCUUCUUUACUUUGUUAGCUGCUCCAAUGUUCCUUUCAAAUGGGUACUUUUUCAGUUCAUUGCUUUCAUAGUUCUCUGUGGUAUGACACAUUUACUCAACGGUUGGACUUACGGUCCUCACCCAUUUCAGCUUAUGUUAGCUUUAACCAUCUUCAAAUUUCUCACUGCUUUGGUCUCGUUUGCGACUGCAAUAACCCUAAUCACUCUCAUCCCAAUGCUUCUCAAAGUGAAGACUCGCGAAUUCAUGUUGAAGAAGAAGACAUGGGAUCUCGGUCGGGAAGUAGGAAUUAUUAGGAGGAAGAACGAGGCGGGUUUACACGUUAGAAUGCUCACUCAGGAGAUUCGUAAAUCGCUGGAUCGCCACACGAUUCUGUACACUACGCUGGAUGAACUCUCGAAAACGCUGGAUCUUCGUUAUUGUGCUGUUUGGAUGCCGAAUGAAGGUAAAACAGAGAUGAAUCUGACCCAUGAGUUAAAAGGAAGGAAUAUAUCUGAUGUUUAUAACCUGUCGAUCCCAAUUAACGAUCCAGAUGUUCAAUUGAUCAAGGGGAGUAAAGAUGUUAAGUUGCUGGAACGUGAUUCCCCUCUGGUGACAGGGUCUGUGACCGAAACAGGACCCAUUGCAGCCAUUCGAAUGCCUAUGCUUCGAGUUUGUAAUUUCAAAGGAGGAACCCCGGAGCUCAUUCAGGCUUGUUACUCAAUUCUAGUUCUUGUUCUCCCUGGCGGGGAAGGGCGAUCAUGGAGGAGUCAAGAACUCGAGAUAGUAACAGUCGUGGCUGAUCAAGUCGCGGUGGCACUUUCCCACUCGGCUAUACUCGAGGAAUCUCAAUUCAUGAGGGACAAAUUAGUAGAGCAAAACCGAGCCCUUCAACAGGCGAAGCAAAAUGCGAUGAUGGCUAGCCAGGCUAGGAACUCGUUUCAGAAAGUAAUGAGCGACGGCAUGAGGAAACCUAUGCAUUCCAUUCUCGGUUUACUUUCAAUAAUGCAAGAGGAGAGUCAAACCGUCCAUCAAACUAUCCUCGUCGACUCAAUGCUGAAAACUAGCAAUGUUCUCAUGACAUUGAUUAACGAUGUCAUGGACAUGUCGGCUAAGGAAAACGGUCGGUUCCCUCUCGAGGUUAGGUCUUUUAGGUUACAUUCGACUAUAAGAGAAGCCGCAUGUGUCACCAAAUGUCUAUGCGUUUCCAAAGGGUUCGGUUUUAUCGUUAAUGUUGGAAAAUCUUUGCCCAAUUAUGUAAUGGGAGACGAGAGGAGGGUAUUUCAGGUCAUUUUGCAUAUGGUGGGUAACUUAUUGGAAAGAUGCAAUGGACGAGGAGGGGGUGGAAAUGUAAUUUUACAGGUUUUCUCUGAAAGUGAAAGUCAAGGAUCCAACGAUCCCAAAUGGAGUAAGUGGAGAGCUAACACAUCCGACGGUUAUGUUUGCGUUAGAUUUGAAAUUGGGAUUAACCGCAAUAGCGGGUCGCAUCCCGGGUCUGGAUCCGGGUCGUCAAUGGUGAGAUAUUCGGGUCGGAAAUACAGUAGUGAGUCUAUUGAGGAAAGCUUAAGCUUCAAUUUAUGCAGAAAGCUUGCUCAGAUGAUGCAAGGAAACAUAUGGAUGGUCCAAAACCCGGAAGGUUUCGAACAAAGCAUGACACUAGUUCUCCGGUUUCAGAUUCGACCAUCAAUUGUCUUAGGAUUAUCCGAAACCGGAGAAUCAUCAACCGACCAUCCAAACUCGUCGAACUCACUUUUCCGAGGACUUCAAAUUCUUCUAGUUCACAAUGACAUUAUCAACACAGCGGUUACUAAAAAACUCCUCCAAAAACUCGGUUGCACGGUCACAACCGUUUCAACAGGUUACGAAUGUCUAUCAGCCCUUGGUUCUUCGGUUUCAUCUUUUCAAAUCGUGCUUUUGGACCUACAACUGUCCGAUAUAAAUGGUUUGGAUGUUGCAAUCAGAAUAAGGAAAUUUAGAAGCCGAAACUGGCCGUUGAUAAUUGCGAUGUCGGCUAGGGUCGACGAAGACGUGUGGUCGAGAUGCUUGCAGAUUGGUAUUAACGGUGUUGUGCAGAUGCCGAUGGUUUUACAAGGAAUCGCGGCUGAAUUGAGAAGAACACUCUUAAAGGCGAACAAAGGGAUGUGAUUUUGAAAAUAUAAGAAAAGAAAUGGUAUAGAAGAACAAAAUUGGCAAACAGUUUUACUAGUGUUUUAUUAUAUAAAAUAUUGAUUCUUAUUUGCAU
Molecule: messenger RNA, 3013 nt
Organism: Impatiens glandulifera
Lineage: Eukaryota; Viridiplantae; Streptophyta; Magnoliopsida; Ericales; Balsaminaceae
Product: protein EIN4-like
Exons: 3
Coding region: 607-2916 (769 amino acids)
Biological process (GO): phosphorelay signal transduction system; response to ethylene
Cellular component (GO): endoplasmic reticulum; endoplasmic reticulum membrane
Molecular function (GO): protein binding; ethylene receptor activity; phosphorelay sensor kinase activity
Source: RefSeq, a predicted model, not a curated record